Myodes glareolus (Bank vole) is the source of this 1549-nucleotide messenger RNA. The record is from RefSeq and is a predicted model, not a curated record. NCBI's taxonomy places the organism in Eukaryota, Metazoa, Chordata, Mammalia, Rodentia, Cricetidae.
AUGCCCUCUGUCAUCCCUGCCUUGUUCCUUUCUGCACCGAGGGAGCUUUCCACUAGGCCUCUGCUCCUCUCUAGAGGCCUACGCUGCCCUGAUAUCCAGCGCUUCAUCCUUCGAUCUCUCGGGGAGAAGAGACAACUCUAUUAUGCCAUGGAACACCUGGGCACCAGCUUCAAGGACCCGGAUUCUUGGACCCCAGAAGCUCUCAUCCCCGAGGCUCUGAGAGAGAAGCUCAGAGAGGAUCAAGAGAAGAGGCCUUGGGACCAGGAGCCUCCACAGUCCAAGUCCUUGCCUUACUGGAAGGAUGUCCUUCUCCUGGAGGGUGUGACCCUCACCCAGGAUGCCCAGCAGCUGAAUGGGUCGGAGAGAGCCGUGUUAGAUGGACUGCUAACUCCAGCCGAGUGUGGGGUUCUACUGCAGCUGGCCAAGGAUGCAGCUGAGGCUGGAGCCAGGUCUGGCUAUCGUGGUCGCCGCUCCCCUCAUAGCCCUCACGAACGCUUUGAGGGGCUCACGGUGCUCAAGGCUGCUCAGCUGGCCCGGGCUGGGACUGUGGGCAGGCCGGGUGCUAAGCUGCUUCUGGAGGUGAGCGAACGAGUGCGGGCCUUGACUCAGGCUUACUUCUCCCCGGAGCGGCCACUGCAUCUUUCCUUCACCCACCUGGUGUGCAGAACUGCCAUAGAAGGUGAGCAAGAGCAGCGCAUGGACCUGAGUCACCCGGUCCACGCAGACAACUGUGUCCUGGACCCUGACACUGGUGAAUGCUGGCGGGAGCCCCCAGCCUACACCUAUCGAGACUAUAGUGGGCUCCUCUACCUCAAUGAUGACUUCAAGGGAGGCGACCUAUUCUUCACACAGCCCAACGCCCUCACUGUCACGGCUCAGGUUCGCCCUCGAUGUGGGCGCCUCGUGGCCUUCAGCUCUGGUGGUGAGAAUCCCCAUGGUGUGUGGGCUGUGACGCGGGGACGGCGCUGUGCCCUAGCACUGUGGCACACGUGGGCGCCUGAGCACAGGGAACAGGAGUGGACAGAAGCCAAAGAGCUGCUGCAGGAGGAAGAAGAAGAGGAGGAAGAGGAGGAAGAGGAAGAAAUUCUCAGUAGAGAUCUUUCCCCAGAACCCCCAAGUCAUAAGCUUCAGCGGGUCCAAGACAAAGCCGGGAAGCUACUCAGGGUCCGAGAGGAACUCUGAUUGCUGAGUCAGCUUCAACUUGUGAGCAAACCGAUGAGAAGGCCCCGUGUGACAUCAAGGACAGCGCAGCAGGCCCUGUGUGACAACAGGGACGGCGCAGAAGGCCCUGUCUCUUCAGUCAACCAUCCUGGGGACCUAUGAGGGCCACUAAGCCCUGGGCUCACAAACUUACUACACAGACUUAGCCUAGAGCCCACCAGGCCUCGAAGCCAGGUCUGGCCCCAUCUGAGGACAAACUAAGAUCAUUAUGCCUCCCUGAAAGGCAUGGCAAGGAUUGAAGGCUAACUGCGUCUAAUACGGGAGACACAGGAAGAGACUAUCCCAGCCUCUCCCAACCUGUGCAAUAAAGAACAUGAAUAAUUCCCCA